UUAGAAAAGAAAAGUUUUUGCUCCUUUCACAGUUAGUUUGUCCAUACUUUUUUUUUUUUUGUGACUCUUUAAAAAAAAAAGAGUGCGGGGGUGAAAAAUAAUACGGACAGGCGCAAUAUGAGUCCCUUCAAAAACGUCAAGGGGCCUGUUAAAAAACAACUCUCUUUUUAACCUGUAUAAAAUGUCUAGUUUGUUAAAGCUUGCACGUAUCUUACCUGCAGCCACAGUCGGCCGUCACAUUUUACCUACUGUUGCAAUCACUAAGAGAUUUGCUUCCAACUUCCACCAACACAACAAUACUGCCCAACCCCAAGAAGAUAUCCUUCAAUACAGAGAGAAACCAGAGUCUUUAUCUUAUUUCACUGGUAAUUUCAAGUAUAACGAUUUAUUGAUCGAGCUCGAUGCACUCCACAAACGUUUUGUUGAUUGGAAACCAACUGAUGCUUUAAACGAAACUGCUGACAUUCAACAAGAUUUGACCGAAGAUAAAGUUUAUUCUUGGAAGUUACGUGAUAAGAUGUCAGAAUUAUUGAGCAUUCCCUUGACCACUUCUCAAUGGAGAAAGAUCACUUCUCAAUUGACUGCUCUCGCAUCUCUCCCCCACCCUUUACCUCCUUCAGUAACCAGUAUUUUGGAACCCUACCAAAGAUUUGAUAACACACAGAACAACCAAGUUCAAUCACGCACUUUGGAUGAAUUCGGACGUGCUUAUGCUGCUGGUCGCAGAAAGGAAUCCAGUGCUAGAUGUUAUCUUGUUGAAGGUGAAGGCAAAAUUUUGGUUAAUGGUAUGGAGUUGAACGAAUAUUUCCAGAGAUCUGUAGAUAGAAAUGAAGUUACUUUACCACUUGACGUUACUGAACUUAAGGAAAAAUAUAACGCUUGGGUCGUCGUCAACGGUGGCGGAACCACAGGUCAAGCACAAGCUAUCAAACUCGGUCUUGGCAAAGCAUUAUUGAUCCACAAUGACGAAUUAAAGCCUGUCUUACGUAAGGCCGGCUGUAUCACACGUGAUCCUAGAGUUGUAGAGAGAAAGAAGCCUGGUCUCAGAAAGGCCAGAGCAAGGUACACUUGGGUCAAACGUUAGAUUGGCUAGCCAGCUCUUCAUUUCAUUCAUCGCUGUUACAAAUAACUUUGUUCUAUUUUACUUUUUUUUUAACAAUAAACGCCUCUCAACAUGAGUUAGACUAGA
Molecule: messenger RNA, 1189 nt
Organism: Mucor mucedo
Lineage: Eukaryota; Fungi; Mucoromycota; Mucoromycetes; Mucorales; Mucoraceae
Product: ribosomal protein S5 domain 2-type protein
Exons: 2
Coding region: 182-1084 (300 amino acids)
Biological process (GO): translation
Cellular component (GO): ribosome; mitochondrial small ribosomal subunit
Molecular function (GO): structural constituent of ribosome; RNA binding
Source: RefSeq, a predicted model, not a curated record